This is a messenger RNA of Metarhizium brunneum ARSEF 3297, 765 nucleotides long. NCBI's taxonomy places the organism in Eukaryota, Fungi, Ascomycota, Sordariomycetes, Hypocreales, Clavicipitaceae. The record is from RefSeq and is a predicted model, not a curated record.
AUGGACUCAGCGCACAUGACAGCCAAAGUCUAUUGCCCUCUUCGCUUCUUUUCUACCGUUCUGGCUCGUGGUACCAUAGAGUCAAGCGCAGUUUUAAACCAUUCUGUUCUUGUCUCUUGGGCUCUCAAUGCCAUACUUCUUGUCUCACUUGUCCUGGUGAUUGUGGGUAAAUUCACAGCCCGAUGCAAGGCGAGUCCCGAUGACCAAGGAGGUAGUUAUAGUCCAGCGGAAGAUGCGGUGGAAUAUGUCCCCGUCCUCUUCAAGCUGGGAAAUAGUCACGCCAGCUCUCCAUACCAGGGCUUUCCGACGGACGAGACCGACCGAUUAUGGCAAGAGCUCUAUGGCGACGUAUUCCACCAGCUACACUAUCUGAAUCAGAUUCGAAUGGCCUUCUAUCCCCGGCGGUACAACACAUCGUUGACAAACCCUGACGGCACAGUCAAAUACAUUCAAUGGCUGCACAUAGACCAUUCUGUAGAGUCGCUUCGCCAAUCCAUCAUGUGCCACUCGGACACCAGUUUGAUCACGUACAAGUGGCUGGAGAGCAAGAAGAUUACGAAGACGGAGCUUGAAGUGGUUCACAUGUGCCGAAAUUUCGACAAGAUUCAGAAUUGGGCAUCUCAGCGAACCGUAAACCUCGGUAGCAGGAGGCUUCAUGUUGAGAAUGGAGCUAUUGUCGACUAUACGAGCUGGGGCCCCGAUCCCGAGGCUGUUGUGGCGGAUGACAUUCCGUCCGGGUGGAAUUAUACCAUAGAAGAUCUGUAG